Messenger RNA from Phycomyces blakesleeanus NRRL 1555(-), 2756 nucleotides. RefSeq lists its product as hypothetical. The coding region runs from base 24 to 2756 and encodes 910 amino acids. Lineage: Eukaryota; Fungi; Mucoromycota; Mucoromycetes; Mucorales; Phycomycetaceae. Gene Ontology annotation, molecular function: ATPase inhibitor activity; protein-folding chaperone binding. Gene Ontology annotation, cellular component: cytoplasm. The record is from RefSeq and is a predicted model, not a curated record. The transcript has 13 exons.
CGAGUCAAAGGGGGAAAGGGAGGAUGCUCCAAAGACUCUUUCGCAGCAAAGCAGCCUCUAGAGACAACGAUGAUAUUUAUACGCAGUCUCUUUUAGAAUCCGAACCAUGGUCUCCGAUACCCCUGAAGGAAGGACACAUCCGGAUCUUAUUCUGCCAAGAUGCAGGCGAUUCAAACAAAACAGUUCUCUACGACUCGGACCUACCAGCUAUUCUAGCACAAGAUGCCCGAACACCAACAGAAAUGGCCCGUUCCUGGAAUGGCAAUCAACUUCAAGCAUUGACAGGGCGAGUAAAUCUAGAAAUGGACUCAUUGAUAGGGAGAAGACAAGAAUUUAAACCACACAGUUUACGUGCAACACCCUCAUUGUCGAUGCAUGACCAAGGUUCAUCACACCAGCAACGUCAAGCAAAUCGUCGGCUAGAUCUAAUUGGAGACAUGAUAUUUGGUACAGCACCAUUAGCUUACAAAGGGAUGAAUACCAAAGUCCACUACAAACGAGACAAGGAUCCACAGAUUGUACUAUCAAAACUGUUCACACUCCAUCCACGUGACUCAGAGGGAGGAAGGCGGACGUCGUUUUCUUCUAUUAACAGUGACAGAUCUACCGCUUCUUCUAGAAGUGGGUUUUAUGGAGACGAGACCAAACGCUCUGUGUCUGCAAUGUCAAUGCAAUCUGUAUCCAUGGAAGAUACGACAUCUGAGCAAUCGAGUGACGACGAAAGUCGCUACUCCGCAUCCAUUUACCCUCCAAUUUUGGGACUCCGGACUCACUCAAGGCGAUCAUUCUGUUCAAAGCGAUCUCGACGAUUCAGUCAGACUACUUUAGAAAACGGUACCUUUCGUCCAAUGCCUCUCCCAAGCACUCGAUUAUCUGUGCCCGUACGACAUGCCUCUCGAUCAGUCAAGUACGCACUUGCUAUCGUUAUCACCUUGGAAGACAAGAACAAGACAUUGUAUGAUUUUGUAUUCUCCCACUUUGCCCUGAUAGAAAACAGAAUGCAUCAAUUGCAGACAGAAGCCUUUAGAGUACUCUGUAGUCAUUUUCGUACACAUAUUCCUCCGACUUCUCAGGUACCGCUAAGGAAAACCAAGACAAAUCCGUCCCAUUUGAGCCCAAAUAUAUUCCAAAAUGAACACAUUAUGAUAGAAGCUGUCCAUCAAUUCAAGAAUGCGUUUUACGAGCUGUAUGGAACACCACGCAUUCAGGAACCCCUGUGGUUGAACAUGUCGACAUUUCCUCAACGCAAAUCAGAUUACAGCAAGAGUCUGAUCAAAGAGUUGGUCCAUUUGAUCACCGAGUUUGACAACAGGGCCCACAAUUAUCUUGUAUCCACCAUGAUUACAGCCGUUCUUGCUUACCAUUUGUCUUGGGUCAAUACAGUUGCUCCACCAGAAAAUGAAGUUAAUAUUGGUUGUCAUCACGGAAAUUAUGACCCUCUGUGGGCUCAAUUGAGUGAUAUGUAUGGUUACGUUGGAACACCUUCUCGAAUAACAAGAACAAUAGUCAUUGGCCAGAAAGCCAGUACUGUUCGACGUAUAUUGUACAUCCUUAGCUAUCUUAUACGAUGCAAUGAGGUAUACGAAAACUUUGAAUCCUUGCUUGAUCCAGAGACAGUUGAUCUGUUUGGCUGCGAAAGAGGAGGCGAUGAAAGUUUUGCGCUAAAGCUGGAGGACAAAAUUGUUCGUCAACUGAUCGGGUCAUCUACUGACUUGGAGUCAAUUGCGAUCCCAAAGACCCAGCAGAGACCCGAUCUACAGACAUACCCGACAGAAUCCCCAGAGUCAAUCACAACAAACUCAAACUCAACGUCGCUCAGCACAACCCCAAAUAUGUACACAUCACAAUGGCCCUCUUCUACUGACGUGUUCAAUGGAACCAAAAACACAGAAAAAUCAUGGGCCAAACAGCAGCCUCAACAGCAACAACAGCAACAGCAACAGGCGGACGGUAGUCAGAACAAAGUUUCGUCAAAUACAGACACAGACACAGGCACAGGCACAGAUACCCAAAAACCCAUAACCGAAGAAAAAACCAAAUACUUUGAUAAACCUGUUAUAUCUCCUUCUGGAGUAUCUUCAAUUUUUCACAUGGAACCUGAUAUUACACAAGUAAAGGAUAACGGUAUUCCAACUGAUCCUGCAGAUCGGUUGUACGCCAAAUCUUACGGUCGUUCUCUUAUGGCAUCCUAUUGCGAAGGAUAUAAAUCCGAUUUUGUUCUUAUGGGCAUGCCGAAUACUUUAUCCGAUACUCAAUUAGAACAAGAUAUGAAGAUGACACUACAACAGUUCUCAUUAUCAGACUCUGUAUCCGAAUCUGCCUGUCUUGUAAUUGACACAAGUUUAUUACGUUGCCGAGUAUUACAUCAACAAUUAUCUGAAUUAGACGAGCAUCAUAUUAACGGAACAGCUGAAGUUAUCUCAAAUGGCUGGCAAAACGUACGUCUGUCCAACCUUGUUUUUGACCUCUUGGCAGAAGUUAAGCAAAAGAAUGACGCAGGAUUAUCCCCAGAUGAGCUUGUGGAGUUAUUCGAAGAUGGUCUUCAGCUCAUCUAUUUUAGAAGUACACUUUUACAAGAGCGAGUUUAUGAAUGUAUUGAGACAGGUGCCUUGGAUCACCUUGAAGAUCCAAAUGCACUGGCGGCUGAUAUUGGGGUGCAUGGAAAUGAUAUUCCACUUCUUGUAAAUGUAUGCAGUACAUAUGGUAGUAAAGUAUGGGAUGUUCUUGGCCCAUUUGUGUCUCAGGGUGCACAUUGA